AAAGCGUGUCUGUGUAGUUGAGUUAAAAGCAAAGAGUUCGGUUGGGGGAAGACGCAAACACACACCAUACGCGUCGUGACUCGGCCAUUAAACCUCUCUACUGUCUGCUGCUCUUGGAUCCCUCUUCACCUCUGAACCUCUCUCCUCUCGCAUUUUUUAACCGACGCCAUAAAUAUACUUUCUUCAUCCCUUUUUUUGGUAUAAUAGGAAACGGUUUUUACUAAUCGAAUCCUUCUUCUUUUCAACUCCCACCAACAUCAUCGACGACAACCAACCUUUUUCUUUUCUUUUCUUUUCUUUUAAUCCCUUCACUUCCAUUGCCCUUUCCCAGGCAGUUCGGCAGCAGAGGGUCAUCUUGGUAUUUUGUAACUCAACAUAAAUUAGCAGUAGAUGCAGGGUUAUGCAUAUGCUGCCAGACAGGGAACAUACAGCGUGGGUGAAAGUUCUAGCUCCGCAUCAUGGAGUAGUCAGCAAGAUACUGAGGAUGACCGAAUGAUUGCUCUUAUACUAUCGGAAGAGUACGCCAACCUAGAUGGCGCAGUUGCUAGACGCCUUACUAACCUGGCACCUGUUCCUCAUGUUCCGCGGAUAAAUUCAUUUAUACCCAAGAUAAGUGAUGCCAGUAUGGAUCACCAAAGGCUUAUUCAGAGGCUAAAUGUUUAUGGUUUAUGUGAAGUGAAGGUUUCUGGGGAUGGAAAUUGUCAGUUUCGUGCACUUUCAGACCAGAUGCACAGGUCACCUGAGCAUCACAAGCAUAUUAGAAAAGAGGUGGUGAAACAGCUGAAAGAUUACCGCUCAUUAUAUGAAGGCUAUGUCCCAAUGAAGUACAAACGUUAUUACAAGAAAAUGGCAAAAUCUGGUGAAUGGGGGGACCAUGUUACAUUACAAGCAGCAGCAGAUAAGUUUGCAGCUAAGAUCUGCCUGUUGACAUCUUUUAGAGAUAUUUGUUUUAUUGAAAUUAUGCCACAAUACCAGUCACCGAAACGUGAAUUGUGGUUAAGUUUCUGGUCUGGGGUGCACUACAACUCACUAUAUGAAAUCAGAGGUUUGUUUCAAUUUCUUAAAAAAGAAACUAUACGCGUUAGUUUGAAAUGAUAAUAACCAUUUGUAAUAUUCUAUUAUGUUGCUUGGUUUCCUUUAAGAUGCGCCGAUCCCACAUAAGCCAAGGAAGAAACACUGGUUGUUUUAGAGGAAGGAUGCAGAUUGCUGAUGUUGAUACAAAAAUUGGGAUUUUUUUUUUCAAAUUUAGUUUUGUGUAUAUUUUUUUGCGUAUAUCAUAUGUUGUGUUCUAUUUAAUUCAUUAUUACUACUCACUCUAUUUCAUAAAUAUAGACUUACCUCUAUUUUC
Hevea brasiliensis (rubber tree) is the source of this 1348-nucleotide messenger RNA. RefSeq names its product OVARIAN TUMOR DOMAIN-containing deubiquitinating enzyme 12. NCBI's taxonomy places the organism in Eukaryota, Viridiplantae, Streptophyta, Magnoliopsida, Malpighiales, Euphorbiaceae. The transcript is spliced from 9 exons. Gene Ontology annotation, biological process: protein deubiquitination. Gene Ontology annotation, molecular function: cysteine-type deubiquitinase activity. The record is from RefSeq and is a predicted model, not a curated record. Bases 391 to 1095 code for a protein of 234 amino acids.